CAAAAAAGUGAUCGUUUACCAAACAAAUGGAGUCUCGGUUAAUGCGUUUGUGUUUUAGUUUUUUGUUUUCCACACAUUUUCUUUUAUUUUCGUGCAGAUCGACGUGCAACGCGCUAAACCACAAAAAUGUUGCUGACAAUGCGGCGUCAAAAUGAACUGAUUGUAGGCAGCCAACAGCAUCCGUCGUCAGCCACUUCGUCCGCAUCCUCAUCCGCUGGAGCCACCAGCUCGCCAGGAUUAUCCGGACAAAAUCUCAAUCUAGUACCAGGAGCAGCAGGAACCAAUGCUACGUCUGCUAACUCACAGGAUUCCCUGAACACACCCACAACUCCUUUGCUGGGACUUAGUCGCAAUCCGCUCCAGUUUGCACCACCACCGGCACCACCCAUCGCGGUGCCAAGUCCAGCAGCAUCUGGACCCACAUUCGGUUACUAUCAGACUGCGAAUGCUGCACCACCACUUCAUCAUUCGCCGGCGGCAACCUCUGAAGUUAGUACCGCACCACAACCGCCAGUGGAACUGGAUGAGUAUGUAGACAUACUGCAGGUUCAGCAACUACUAUUGGACUCAUCGGCGGCAGCAGCAGCGGCAGCGAAUAAUCCUCCGACAGCCGAACAAUCCGUUCAGCAGCCACAACAAAAUACUGUGGUGCAACCACAUCCACAUCAGCAGCAGCAUCAGCAGCAGCAACAACCACAGCAGCAGCAACAGCAGCCGCAACAAAUUCUUGCCAAGCCGCGACCGCGAAUUAAUCUGCAAAAGGCCACCGAGUAUGCCGCUCAAUUAGCUCAGGCCGAGUCCUCCUCGCCCGGCUCGCGUCGUGUCCUGCUCGAUUACCCGAGUCCCUAUCUGUACGGCAAUCCCUAUCACCACCAUACGCCGCCAGGUGAGGACCUAGUCGCCCUCUGGUUCGGCAGCAAUGGCACAGGCGGCGUAGCCCCUGGAACUCCAUCAGCGGCCAUGAUCAUGGAAGGGCUUGAAACCCUGGUGGCGCCAACGCAUCACGCAUUCCUGCUCACCGAGACGGCCGCGGCCGCCCACUUCAAUGUGCUGAGCUUCGACACCUGUCUGUUCAAGACGAGCACGGCGGCCCAGAGCAGCGGCAGUCCGUCGACGGCCACCUACCUGAGUCCCGCCCAAUUCGGCGGCAGUCAUCACGGCGGCGCCAGCACCAGCAGCAACUCCCAGAACUCCUCCUCGACCGCAUCCUCGUCGUCCUCGCUGCUCCACUACACCACCGCUUCGGCAGCUGCCGCUGCUGCAGCCGCCGCCGCUGCAUCCGCCAACAACUCGGUGCUUCGUGCCCGCAACCAGACGGCCACGCCCACCCAGGGCGGCAGUCCGGGACACGUGGCCGUUCAGCCCAGCGCCACCGCCAGCAGCGGACGCAGCUCGGCCUCCCAUCUCAGCCUGCUGAACACCAGUGGCCAGCACAGUCCCACCUCCUCGGCCGUCGAGCAGGUGGAGGCCCACAAGCAGCUGAUCGAGGCGCUGCCGGGUGACCUCAACACACCGGUGACCACGUCCAGCGAUAUUCCCUCGUUCUUCGGACCCACCACCGUCGUGGAGCCACCGCCCAUUACUGGUUCCAUCGAAUCCGAGGAUCUAUCUUUGGAACCCCAGGUGAUAUCUGUGGCCAGUCCCGUGUUGUCACAUUGCAGUCCGUUGAAAGAGGAGCGCAGCACUCCGCCAGCAUUGGCCAUUGUCAAGGAAGAAUCAAGUAAUAAUAGUUGUAAUAUGUACCCACAACACAACAACAACACCACAACAUCAUCAUCAACAACCACAACAAGCAAACAGACAACAAGCGAAAGCAACAACAGCAACACCGAGUGCGUUGGCUCACCAGGCAACCAUACACAAUCACACCAACAGCAACAACAACAGCUGCAACACAACAACACGAGCAGCAACCACAGCAAUUGCCACCACAGUCACCAACAGCAGCAGCAGCAGCAACAACAACACAUGAGCUCCCCGCAACAUCAAUACCAACAACACCAAAUAUUACACCAACAACAACAAUUGCCAAAUCACCACCAUCAUCACCAUCACCACCACCACCAUCACAGUCAGCUACAACAACUCCAACAACAACAGCAACAACAACAACAGCAGCAACACCAACAACAGCCGCUACACCAACAACAGCAACUGCAACACCAGCAGCAGCAACAACACCACCAACAACACUAUCAGCAACAUGCCAUUCAACACCAGCAAUCACAACAGCAGGCUAGCAAAAUCUCAUAUCGUGGCAUUUUCACCACCACAGGCAACGCGAUGAACGCAGCAGCUGCCGCAGCAGCCGCCGCAGCACAGCAGCAACACCAACAGCAGCAGCAGCAACUUCCCUCGCCACAACUGGGCGUCCUGACCGGACCGAUGUCUCCGCCCUCAAAUAGCUUGGGCAACAGCUGGGGUCUGCCCAGUCCGGACAAGACCAUGUUCCAGCCGCCCCUGUUCAGCCUGCCCGCUCACUAUGCCACCAUGCAGCAACAGCAGCAACAGCAACAACAGCAGCAGCAGCAGCAACAGCAAGCGGCAGGAGCUGCUCCCUCGCCCUACGACGAUGGACGAGCUGCAGCAGCAGCGGCGGCACAGCACGCCGAGCUCUUGGGCUUGACCAUGGAUUGCACACCUCUCUUGCUGAAACAACCGCCGCCAACUUACGCCGGAGCCUCCGCCGGCUUCCCGGGUCUGGGUGACCUGCACAGCAGCCACGAGCAGCAGUUGCAACAGCAACAGUAUGUGCGAUCACAGCCGAAAUACCAGUGGCUUGACUCACCAGCGGACUAUGCCCAGCAGCAACAGCAAGUGCAGCAGGUGCAGCAACAGCAGCAGCAGCAGACUCUGGUGCUGCCAGGACCCACUUCAUCCGCCAGUUCCAGCAAUGCCGCUCUGGGCGUUUUGAUACCCAAGCAGGAGAACUAUCCCGACAUGCAGCCCAGCUCGAAUGGCACGGGCUAUUCCGGCGGAUCCGGUGGCAGUUCGGCGGCAGCUGCUGCCGCCGCUGCUGCAGCAGCAGCAGUGCAACUGGCCGAGUACAGUCCAUCCACCAGCAAGGGACACGAGAUCCUGUCGCAGGUCUAUCAGCAGAGCACUGUGCCCUUGAAACUGGUGCCCGUGAAGCCGCGCAAGUAUCCCAAUCGCCCAAGCAAGACGCCCGUGCAUGAGCGACCCUACGCCUGUCCGGUGGAGAACUGCGACCGUAGGUUCUCCCGCUCCGACGAGCUCACCCGCCACAUACGCAUCCAUACGGGCCAGAAGCCCUUCCAGUGCCGCAUCUGCAUGCGCAGCUUUAGUCGCAGUGAUCACCUCACCACCCACAUUCGCACCCACACCGGCGAGAAGCCCUUCAGCUGCGACAUUUGCGGCAGGAAGUUUGCUCGAUCCGAUGAGAAGAAGCGCCACGCCAAGGUGCACCUGAAGCAGCGCAUCAAGAAGGAGAAGGUGCGCGGCGAACAGCAGCAGCAACAGCAACAGCAGCAGCAGCAACAACAGCAGCAGCAGCAGUUGCAGCAGCAACAGGAGCAGCAUCAUUUGAGCCUGCAGCAACAUCAGCAGUACCAGCAGCAUCACCUGCUGCACUCCGCCGAUUUGGCCAUAGUCACCUCCAGUGCGAGCAUGUAGAGACUAGAGAACUCGGCAUCCAGCGUUGACCAGGCCAAGACUCCAACUCCCACACCAGCUCCGGCUGCAACACAGAAAGUGAGUCUGGCCCUGGCCCUGGAUCUCGACGAGAGCGCCUUUCCCUUCGAGCUGACAUCCGACUAUGGCACCCUGUCGCCGCUCACCAGUCCCAGGCAGUUCAAUUACGUGUGGGUGGGCCAGGACUCCAGCCAGCCCUUCUUCUACAAGGACAACGUCAGCGUCCAGGAGAAGUAGAGCUCAUCCGGGGCGAUCCGUCGAGGGGAAUCAAUCGCUGAUGCUGAAUAAUCACUUAGUGUAUACUGAACUAUAGUCGUAGGAACGGGGUUGUGCUAUCAGCAAAAUCUAUGCAAGACAUUAAAUAGUAGAGAAGAUACAAUAUGCUACAGUUAGCCUAGAUAAUAUUUCACACAUCCAAGAAUGGUCAGGAUAGGAAAUCGAGAUAUCGAGUAAUCAUGAAAUUAAGAAUCAAGAAAUCGAGCAAGCAAACAGAGUUACUAACCAUACAAAGCCUAACUAAAGCAAAUUGAUGAUUACUAACUAUAUUCGAUGUAAUUGAAAUGGGAAAAUAUUUAACUUAUGUCUCUAAUACUGUGAUCUCAUGUGUAAUAAUUAUUAAUUUUAAUUUCUUUACAUAACUGCAAGUAACCAGUAAUAAUUUUAAAAAUUAUAAUCCUUUCGCCUUUGCCUAGCUAAUGUUCAUUUUAUAAAAAUGCUAACACAAACAAAACACACAAACACUAAUUUAUUGCAUUUUAAACUAAUUAUACAUAUACGUAUGUAUAUCUAUUAUAAUUAUUAACUUAUUAUCUUAAAGGUUUAGAUUUAGGUUUUAACAUACAGAAUACACGAAAACGAACAACACACACAAAUCUUAGCAUAUCAGUUUUUCCUCUAAGCAUUAUAAAUUGCAUAAGUUCAAAACAAAAGUUACUUUUUAAAUCGGAAAAUGGAAUUUUCGUGUGCUAAAAACGAGAAACUUGUUUAAUGGAAACGGAAACGAAAACUUAAAAUUGAAAAAUGAACCCAGUGUACUUCCUUAAUUGAUUCGAAAUCAAAACGGCAAAUGGAAAUGAAAUGUUAUUAUACAUUAUAAAUACAUAUAUUUAUCUUGAAUACGUUUAUGUUCAAUCUACUGUAGAAAGGAAUUUCUUCUUAGUUCGUAAUCGUUUAUUUAAGUUUAAUUAAUUUUUAUAUUAUUAGUUUACUUUA
Messenger RNA from Drosophila mauritiana, 4863 nucleotides. It is a transcript of the gene sr, whose product is annotated as AF4/FMR2 family member 4. Gene Ontology annotation, molecular function: RNA polymerase II cis-regulatory region sequence-specific DNA binding; DNA-binding transcription factor activity, RNA polymerase II-specific. Gene Ontology annotation, biological process: regulation of transcription by RNA polymerase II. NCBI's taxonomy places the organism in Eukaryota, Metazoa, Arthropoda, Insecta, Diptera, Drosophilidae. The coding region runs from base 127 to 3633 and encodes 1168 amino acids. The record is from RefSeq and is a predicted model, not a curated record. The transcript is spliced from 4 exons.